AGGAAGCAGAACCAGUAAACCAGAAAAUUGAUAGGUGGUAAAAAUGUCCUGUAAUGCCUUCUAAACCCUUUGUGCUUCCAGCCUGUGGCACAACAGAAUGGUCUGGUGUUAGCAUCUACCUUAGGAUACUGCAGGAGCACACUGAAGGACACGGCAGAAGAAGGCCAGAAUAAGGAAACAAGACUAUAAUUCAGCUUGCCACUCUGUGGAUAAUAUCAGGAUAGAAUUUCUCCCUGGGCCAGUUGGUGCUGAGCCUCAGUCUUGACACAGGCAUUCAACUUUAUUUUAAGAGUCUGGAAAAAAACUGCAACAAGAGACAAUUAAUCAGCUAUGGUCAUCUACCACCACCAGCCAGCCAGAUGUAGCACACACACUGCCUUUCAAUACCUGUUUUUAACUACCUUUGCAACUCCAAGGGAAACUUCCAUGGCAAUGUACCAGCCAUUUAUGCCUUUGGAAAAUAUCACUAUCCAUUCCUAUUCUUAGAGCAAGUUAAAGCCAGCAUUUACUGCAAGGACACUGUCCCUCAUGGCGACCAUAAAAACAUAUUUUAGCCAACAUAAGUGGGAUAAGUAAAGUCUCAGAGAGAAGGGGAAGAGGACUUCACACUCCAGCCUCUGGGGAUGCCGAGGAAAGCAGCGUGGAGGAGAAGUGCUCCUGUGGGCCUCAGUAACCAUGGGAUGGCUGUCUCAAGCAGCAGGCCCUGGCGGGGCAGGGCUGACCCUUUCGCUGUGGUGGCUGCCCCCUCGGGGAGCUGGCUCCCUGAGCAGCAGAAGACGAGUGAGUCCCCUCUGAGCUGGUUCAGAGGGGUGUAUUUACCUCCUGCUCUGCACCCAUUAAACAAGACAUUUGUCAAGGGUGGUGAGUGGCAGGACAUAGACAGCACCCAGGAAAAGCGCAGGGCCUUCCUGCAGGACUUCUGCAGGAAAUACAACAGCAGAAAGAAGCUGCAAACCCACCUGGUGCACCUCGUGUCAAGGAUUUAUGUAGAGGACAGGCACAAGGUUCUGUACUGUGAAGUGCCAAAAGCAGGCUGCUCCAACUGGAAAAGGGUCCUCAUGGUGCUCAGUGGACUCGCUGCUUCAGCAAACAACAUCUCCCAUGAUGAUGUGCACUAUGGAAAGCACCUGAGGAAACUGGACAGUUAUGACCUAAAAGGGAUCUACACACGCUUGAACAUGUACACCAAGUUCAUAUUUGUACGUGAUCCUAUGGAAAGACUGGUAUCUGCCUUCAGGGAUAAGUUUGAGCAUCCAAACAGCUAUUACCAUCCGGUGUUUGGGAAGGCAAUAAUUAAAAAGUAUAGACAGAAUGCAGAUGAAGAAGCACUGAAAACAGGAUCGGGACUUAAGUUCAAGGAGUUUAUCCAAUAUUUGUUGGAUUCCCACCGACCAAUAGGAAUGGACAUUCACUGGGAGCAAGUCAGUAAGCUCUGCUAUCCCUGCCUCAUCAACUAUGACUUUAUAGGAAAGUUUGAAACCCUGGAAGAAGAUGCCAAUUACUUUCUGCAGCUGGUUGGUGCUCCAGCCAAUCUGAAGUUCCCUAAAUUCAAGGACAGACAUUCCUCUGAUGAGAGAACAAGUACAGAAGUAGUGAGGCAAUAUUUAAAGGAGUUGUCUAAGGAGGAGAGACAGCUGACCUAUGACUUCUAUUACUUGGAUUACUUAAUGUUCAAUUAUACAUCACCACUUGUAUAGCACUAGAAUAGCUUCAGGCUUAUACUAGAUACUUAUCAUGUUGGGAUUCAAAACAACUACUUUGAUAUUAGCCCUGAAAGGAAACGAAGUUACUGCUAAGUAGAGUUGUCUUGAAUUAGUGGAGAUUUUAUAAGCUAGAGUGAUAUCAUUUGAUACUAAAUUAUGGAGAAUUCAAAGGAAAAAAAGACCUGUAAACAGCAUAAAUUGCACUAAAAUGCCUGAAAAAGCUGUUUUUACCAUUAUGGAUUAUUCUAUGGAAGCAGUAGCUCAGACAGCUGUUGCAUUAGCUUACCUAAUGUUCUUUUAAUGGUUUAAGAAAAAAAAUUCAG
Zonotrichia leucophrys gambelii is the source of this 2026-nucleotide messenger RNA. RefSeq names its product carbohydrate sulfotransferase 9 (gene CHST9). Gene Ontology annotation, cellular component: membrane. The transcript has 6 exons. The record is from RefSeq and is a predicted model, not a curated record. Lineage: Eukaryota; Metazoa; Chordata; Aves; Passeriformes; Passerellidae. Gene Ontology annotation, molecular function: sulfotransferase activity. Bases 624 to 1697 code for a protein of 357 amino acids. Gene Ontology annotation, biological process: proteoglycan biosynthetic process; carbohydrate biosynthetic process.